CUGGUGUUUGUUCGGAGGGGGAAAGGUUAGAGUGUGACACAGUUGAAGCGAACCGCGCGUUCGGCGAAGCCAGUGAUUGGGAGACGAGCGGAGAGAGAGGAGAGAGAGAGAGGGAGAGGGAGAGAAGCCGCCGGAGCCCCGCGCUGUCUCUGGCCUCGCCGCCCGGGUCAGGGUCAGGGUCAGGGUGGGUCAGGGUGGGUCAGGGUUGGGCUGACGAUGCCUCGCGGUGGCGGUGGACUGUUCAGCGGUUACCGGGCGCUCGCGCUGUACUGUAACCACGUGCCUCACGCGGUCCGUUUCCACCAGCGGCACCGCACCUUCUACCUGGUGACGGCGGUGGGCGCCAGUCUGCACACCUACAACGUAAAAAAACUUGGAAUAGUUGCAGUUAGUAAUGCACUUCCUGAAGACAUCACUUGUCUGGCAGCAGAUCGAAUGCUUGUGUUUGUAGCUCAUGGCAAUUUUGUCAAAGCAUUUGCUCGAAACAAAGAGGUUGUGCAUACAUACAAAGGACAUAAUGCAGAGGUUCACCUUCUACUGCCUUUUGGUGAUCAUGUAAUCUCAGUAGACCGAGAUAACAUUCUUAUAAUUUGGGAUGUACAGUCAGAAGAAGAGUAUCUUCAGCUGAACUUUGAUAAGAACGUGUUCAGAGUUUCCGCUGUUUUUCAUCCAAGUACCUAUAUCAAUAAAAUUCUUCUGGGGAGUUAUCAAGGGAGCCUCCAGCUGUGGAAUAUCAAGUCCAACAAACUUUUAUAUACGUUUCACGGUUGGGGCUCGGGAGUGACAGUGCUUCAGCAGGCUCCAGCGGUAGAUGUAAUUGCUGUUGGCUUGACCACUGGCCAAAUCAUUAUCCACAACCUCAAAUAUGAUGAAACACUGAUGAAGUUUCAACAAGAUUGGGGCCCAAUCACUGCAAUAUCAUUUCGAACAGAUGGCAACCCAGUGAUGGCUGCCGGGAGUCCUGUGGGCCACAUUGGACUAUGGGAUUUGGAAGAGAAGAAGUUGAUUGGUCAGAUGAGGGAUACCCAUACGACUGCAGUUUCUGGACUCACAUUUGUUCAUGGUGAACCACUUCUAAUCACCACUGGUGCUGAUAAUGCAAUCCGGGUCUGGAUAUUUGAUGCGCCAGGUGGUGGAGGUCGCCUUUUGCGAUUCAGAAUAGGGCACAGUGCUCCUCCAACCAAAAUAAAGUAUCAUGGUUCUGAUGGACAACAUAUUCUUAGUUCUGGACAUGAUGGAACACUGCAAUCAUUUUCCACUGUUCACGAGCGUUUUAACAAGAGUUUGGGACAUGGUUCCAUAAACAAAAAGAUAUCCAAAAAGAAAGGACUGCGGUAUACGGAAAUGAAUUUACCUCCUAUCACUACAUUUGCCUCAGAGACCGCACGUCAGAGUGAUUGGGAUGGAAUAAUUGCCUGCCAUCGAGGAUAUCUUACCAGUACAACAUGGAAUUACCAAAAAUCCUCAAUGGGAAUGCACAAAUUUGAGCCUAUGAAAUUUCAUAAAGAUCUCACCCUGAAUUUACAUGCUACAGCUGUGGAUAUAACAAGUUGUGGAAAUUUUGCCAUUGUUGGCCUUUCUUCAGGCCAUCUCGAUUUGUAUAACCUGCAAUCGGGUAUUCACAGAGGACAUUAUGGUGAAGAAAAAGCUCACGAAGCCCAAAUUCGAGGAGUUGCUGUUGAUGGACUGAAUCAACUUACAGUUAGUGCUGGUGGGGAUAAACAAAUUAAGUUUUGGAAAUUCAAGUCCAAGGAAUUGGUACAGAACAUUAAGCUAGAUGCAUCACCAGCAAGCAUAUUGCUGCACAGAGACAGUGGCAUGCUAGCUGUUGCUGCAGAUGAUUUCACCAUAACAGUCUUCGAUACCGAAACAAGAAAAAUUGUGAGAAGGUUUUCUGGACAUCAAGGCCAAAUAAAUGAUAUGGCCUUCAGUCCUGAUGGUCGUUGGUUAAUUACUGCUUCAAUGGACUGUAGCAUUAGGACCUGGGAUCUUCCUUCAGGGUGUUUGAUUGACUGUUUUUCGGUGGACUCAGCAGCUGUCAGUAUUACCAUGUCCCCAACUGGAGACUUUUUGGCUUCAGCUCACGUAGAUGACUUGGGAAUUUAUCUCUGGUCCAACAACACGCUUUAUAGACUUGUUUCCCUCCGACCACUUCCUGCUGAUUUUGAACCUUCUAUUGUAAUGCUUCCUGGAACUUGUCCACCACAAGAACUGGAAACUUCAGAAGAUGAGGAGGAAGCAAAUGAUCUGAUGAUAGAAUAUGAAUCACCAGAGCAGCUAGGAGAACAGUUGGUGACGCUCUCUUUGCUUCCAGAAUCACGCUGGAAAAAUCUUUUCAAUCUUGAUGUUAUCAAGAAAAGGAACAAACCAAAGGAGCCACCUAAGGUGCCCAAAUCUGCUCCCUUCUUCAUUCCAACUGUUCCUGGCCUGGUGCCUCGCUUUGCUUCUAUGGAUGAGUCAACUGCUCAGGACCAGUCUAAAGUAGUAAAUUUGGGCAUGUUGGCGCAAAAGUCAGAAUUCUACGUGCAGCUGGAGAAUGCCCUAAAUACCAAAAAUUAUGACCAUCCAGUUAAACUUCUUAAAGAAAUGGGACCAUCAGGUAUUGACAUUGAGCUGAGAGGUUUGGCCCCAGAAGGAGGUGGUUCUUUAGAUGUGAUGCAGAGCUUCCUACGUGUGAUCAGCUGCAUGCUUGGUACCAAGCGUGACUUUGAAUUGGCCCAGGCAUAUCUGGCAUUGUUCCUAAAGCUUCACCUUAAGGUAAUUGCCACUGCGCCAGUGCUACUAGAAGAAAUGUCUAAAGUCUCAAAAUCACUGGAAGAAACAUGGAUGCAUAUGCAGACUCUUUUCAAUCAAAGCAUGUGUUUGCUGGGAUAUAUGAAGAGUGCUGUAUUAUAGUCCAAAAUAUAUUACUAUUUAAAAUGGUGACUGAAAGCAUGUAAUGAAACGUCCAUAAAGGCGCACUGCACAAAUGAUAUUCAUGGUCACUGUUGCUGUUAGUAUUCCUACUUAGAGAUUCAGUGCACAGUACAAAUAAUCUUUCUGACAAUUUUUCCCACCCACACAUGAUAAUCAUGCCACUUUUCACAGUCUGCUUUAUAGACUGAGUGGGUGCACUGUCAAUAACAGGAAUGGUAUGGAUAAAAAUGGUAUUUUAAAGUUUUAAUUUCUGGGCCUACAAAGCUGUACCUGUUCAGUUUCUUAUACGUAGUGCUAUAACUGGACACCCAGGUUUAAUUGACUACAUAUAUAAGAGAAAGCACCCAAACAGUGUUGUUAUGGAUAGUAAAGUUUCAUUCAUGCUGGGCCUCUAUUUUGUAUGUCAGUUUACAUCGUUUUGCAAAUAGAAGUGAUUUAUUGUCUAGUUGCAUGUGACUAAUAAACUCUUCAGAACAAUACAA
Callorhinchus milii (elephant shark) is the source of this 3398-nucleotide messenger RNA. RefSeq names its product WD repeat domain 36 (gene wdr36). Lineage: Eukaryota; Metazoa; Chordata; Chondrichthyes; Chimaeriformes; Callorhinchidae. Gene Ontology annotation, cellular component: small-subunit processome; Pwp2p-containing subcomplex of 90S preribosome. Gene Ontology annotation, biological process: rRNA processing. The record is from RefSeq and is a predicted model, not a curated record. Gene Ontology annotation, molecular function: protein binding. The coding region runs from base 217 to 2895 and encodes 892 amino acids. The transcript has 23 exons.